AUGCCUCCCAAGAAAACUAAUCAACAAUCAGAUAAAUCAAAACAAAAAGAUAAACAAAAGAUUGUUGAGGAUAAGACCUUUGAAUUAUUUAAACCUGUUCAAGUACAAAAGGUACCGUUUGGCGUCGACCCUAAAACUGUAUUAUGUCAAUUUUUUAAAGCUGGUCAAUGUCAAAAAGGUGAUAAAUGUAAAUUUUCUCAUGAUAUGGCGGUAGAAAGAAAAAGUACAAAGAUUGAUCUGUACACUGAUGCUAGGGCUGACGAAGCAAAAAAAAAUGACACGAUUGAUAAAUGGGAUCAGAAAAAAUUGGAAGAAGUUGUUACGUCAAAACAUGGUAAUCCUAAAACAACAACAGAUAUUGUAUGUAAAUAUUUCUUGGAGGCAAUCGAAAAUCAAAAAUAUGGAUGGUUUUGGGAAUGUCCAAAUGGAGGAAAAGCUUGUAAAUAUAAACACGCUCUUCCACCAGGGUUUGUGCUCAAGAGCAAAAAAGUUAAGGAAGAAGAAAUCGAUGAGAUAACGCUCGAAGAAUUUUUGGAAACUGAACGACAUAAUUUAGGAUCUAAUCUUACACCAGUUACUUUUGAGAGUUUUACAGAAUGGAAGAAAAAUCGUAAAGCCAAACAAGACGCAGAUAAGGAACUUAAACUUGCUGCCAAAGAAGCUGCAUUCAAGGCAGGGAAAUCACAAGGAAUGUCAGAACAUGAAGGAGAACAAUUAGUAUAUGGCCAAGAAGCUGUUGAUGAAAAUGAGAAUAGGUCAGACAAUCCUUAUGGGGAAGAAGAUAACGACGAUGAUGAAUAA
Messenger RNA from Entrophospora candida, 801 nucleotides. NCBI's taxonomy places the organism in Eukaryota, Fungi, Glomeromycota, Glomeromycetes, Entrophosporales, Entrophosporaceae. The record is from the annotation of a GenBank genome assembly.